AUGUGCGGCAUCGGGAUCGCCAUCGCCCCUGCAUCUUCUUCGGCGCACGACCAUGUGUGGCCCACGGUGCUCGAGGCCAUCCGUCGCCGCGGGCCCGACUCGCUCCGCACGCUGCACCACCACUUUACCGCGCGCUCGCAGCCGUACACGCUCUCGCUCGCCUCGAGCGUGCUCUCCCUACGUGGGGUAGGCAUCACGGCGCAGCCGCUUGCGUCGUCCGAUGGACGGCUGCUGCUCGCGUGGAACGGCCAGAUCUUUGACACCGUUGACGGCGCCUCGUCUUCGCGCGUAAGGCUGGAUGCGGGAGAGAACGAUGCGCAAGUGCUGCUCGACCGCAUCACCGCCCUCGUCGCCGCCGGCAGUGGUUGUGAGCAGGCGGUGAAUGCUGCGCUGGCAGAGGUCGAGGCGCCGUAUGCGUUUGCACUGCUCGACACGCACACGUCGACGCUCGUGUUUGCACGCGAUCCGCUCGGACGCAGGUCGCUGCUCCUCCACCGCACUCCGCGCCACGAAGCCAUGACUAUCUGCUCCGUGGCCAGCACGGAGCUGGUCGACUCGAUCGCCAACGACCCGGGCGCUACACUCGACGAGAUCGACUGCGCCAGCAUCUGGUCGAUCGAUCUGCUGCGAUCCCCCACCACCCCGCGUGCGGUGCCUCGCUGCAAGAGCCGGUUUACCGCCCCGCUCGUCCUGCGUGAGCUGCGCGCGGAACAGCACGCAGCGGUAGAUGGCGAGGACUUUGCGGUGGCGCGCGACGGCCUGAUGGCUGUGCUUGCAGACAGCGUUCGGCGGCGCGUGACAAAUAUCGCCACGGACCAGGCGGCGGACGAGGCGCAUGUGGCCGUGCUCUUCUCGGGCGGCCUGGACUGCACCACGCUUGCGCUGCUCGCCCACCGCUACGUCCCCGCACACCAACCUAUCGACCUGCUCAACGUCGGCUUCGAAAACCCCCGUGCCCUUGCGGCAGCCCGCAACGAGCGCGACCGUAAACUUCGCGCCAAGACCGAACCCAAGCGCAGCAAAAAGCACCAGCCGCCCAGUAUCUCACUCCACGAUGGAGUCGAGAGCACGGUCGAGGUGGGUGGGGAAGAGGAUAUCUAUGCUGUUCCUGACCGUCUUACCGGUCUUGCGUCGUACGCCGAAUUGCUGCAACUAGCACCGCUGCGGCGGUGGAACUUUGUUGCGAUCAACAUCCCCUACUCCGACUACACGCGGUACCGCUCCGAAGUGGCGACGCUUAUGGCUCCAACGUCGAGUGUUAUGGACCUGAGUAUCGGGUGUGCGUUGUACUUUGCUUCGCGCGGUAGCGGUCUUCUCCACGGUACACCCUACACCACCCCCGCGCGAGUUCUGCUCUCGGGCCUGGGAGCCGACGAACUACUCGGCGGGUAUUCUCGACACCGCAACGCGCUCUCUACAAGCCUUGCUGCACUGGUGGAUGAGCUGCAGAUGGAUUUGGAUCGGUUGCCCACUCGCAACCUCGGCCGGGACGAUCGAGUCAUCUCGACCCAUGCAAGAGAGGCACGAUACCCCUUCCUCGACCGCAGCGUGCUCGAAUUCCUCACCUCAACACCCACCACCACCAAGAUCAACACAGAGCUGUUGGCCAGUAAUCAACGCGGCGACAAGUUCCUCCUACGCAUGCUGGCCGAGAGCUUGGGGUUGGUGGAAGCAAGUCGGCUAGCGAAGCGAGCCAUGCAGUUCGGCACCCGUGCUGCCAAGAUCGAUCCGGACUCAGGCGCCAUCAAAGGCCACCACAAGGCCUAA
Messenger RNA from Moesziomyces antarcticus, 1767 nucleotides. RefSeq names its product asparagine synthetase domain-containing protein 1. Lineage: Eukaryota; Fungi; Basidiomycota; Ustilaginomycetes; Ustilaginales; Ustilaginaceae. Gene Ontology annotation, molecular function: asparagine synthase (glutamine-hydrolyzing) activity. The coding region runs from base 1 to 1767 and encodes 588 amino acids. The record is from RefSeq and is a predicted model, not a curated record. The transcript has a single exon.